AAUGAAAAAUAAAAAUCGAAACAUAAUAAAUAGGUAUGUCAGCAAUUUUCGAUAACCACAAAAUGGCUGACAGUUUUUUCGGUCGACCAUUUCUUACGACAGAAAACCGGCUACCAUAUUGUCAAAAAGUGAUAACAAGUUGCUGCCGUACCUGUUAAUUUUGUCAUAUUAUAAAUUAAACCUCAUCAUAAUACCACAUAUUAGAUAAUAUUACAAUGAUUAGAGAUAAUAAAAACAUAGAUAAUGUUAUCAGCUGUUGAUAUGUGCUUGGAUCUACACGUGAGUAUUUGUGUCUGUUGUGAGACUAUAUGAUAUUUUUUGUUGUCAAAUUGGCGUUUAUAGUUUCAAUAAAUUCAAAAUAAUUGUAUGUUUUCUGUCUGUCGGUUAUUCUUUUUAGUGAGUUCGCCGAGACUUUAUCGAAAGUUUCUAUUAAUUAUUAAUUUAUACUACGCAAGUGGAUUUAAAUAAUGGGAAAAGUAAGGAGGUAUAAAAAAAAGUUGGCCAAAGUGGCGUUAGCCGAAGAAAAACAACACCAGCAACAACAAAUACAACAACCGGAAAAAACCGACUAUAUGCAAUUGGCCGAAGAGCUGCUACGAUUAAAGAAAGACGACGACAAAAUGAGCGUUUGUUCAGUGAUGAAGAGUAUCAAGUCUAGUGGGGGUGAAGAAUCUUUGAAAUUAAAAAAAGAUGCUAAGCGAUACUUAAAACAUGCGUUCCUUAUGAAAAAACUAGAAAAAACACAAAAAGUAAUAAAAAAAAAGAAAAAGAAAUGCAAUAAAAAUGAUGAAACGGACGAAGAUGAUGAAGAUGACAAUGACGAAAUAGGUUUCAGCAAUCAAAAAGUUUUAAACUGGCCCGCAGGAACCGGAAAAGAAACGGAUUCACAUUUUGUUCCAGUAAAAAGACAUCGAAAAGGACAGCAGAAAAAAAUGAAUACUCAAUUAGCUAAAGACUUGGUGACGUUUUCCAAAAAAAUCAAAAGGACUAUAAAUGUUUCUAAUCAGAGUGUAACUAUUGAUAAAUUAUAAUAUUUUAUAAAAUAUAUUUAAUUGUCUCAAAU
Adelges cooleyi (spruce gall adelgid) is the source of this 1063-nucleotide messenger RNA. RefSeq lists its product as uncharacterized. The transcript has 3 exons. Bases 468 to 1031 code for a protein of 187 amino acids. The record is from RefSeq and is a predicted model, not a curated record. NCBI's taxonomy places the organism in Eukaryota, Metazoa, Arthropoda, Insecta, Hemiptera, Adelgidae.